Messenger RNA from Meira miltonrushii, 2110 nucleotides. RefSeq lists its product as uncharacterized. The coding region runs from base 212 to 1801 and encodes 529 amino acids. Lineage: Eukaryota; Fungi; Basidiomycota; Exobasidiomycetes; Exobasidiales; Brachybasidiaceae. The transcript has a single exon. Gene Ontology annotation, molecular function: protein binding; mRNA binding. The record is from RefSeq and is a predicted model, not a curated record.
AGCAAGGGUGGUUAGACACUGUGAUUGUGUUGCUUAUCGAAGUCUCUUCUCCUAGACAGCAGGCUUACAGUCAGUACAAACGGCGCCGUGUAUUGGAUUAAAGAUUACGCCUUGGAUAGGUAAUUGUGGUUGUAAGCACUCUAAUCAUCAGAAAGAGCGCAUUCAAACAAAACUCCUUCUUAAACACCAUCACAUCCAAUCAUCUCAUUCAAUGUCUUUCGAUCGUACAAAAUUACCAAUCGUUCAUUUCAAAUCCGAUGGAGUCUUGCAAGCAGAAGAUUUCACAUUGGGUCCACAUUUGGGUUCUCUAAUCCUGGCAAGAGGAACUGAACAAUCAGAACAAAAAGAAUUUGGCGUAGAUUCUGAUCAGAUUCGCAUUUCUGGUCAUGAAUCAGUAGAUUCAGAAGAAUCUGACGAUCACAUCAAAUUCCUCGAUGCACGUAUCGUUUCCCGUAGACAUGCUAGCAUCGCAUGGAAAUUGAAGGAGGAUGAUUUCAAGCCCAGAUUGUAUGUGAAAGAUUUAGGCUCUACACAUGGCACCUUUUUGCGUUACAACGGUCAAACUGACCCAAGAAAAUUGGUUCCAAAGGUAGAUUACGCAAUCCAGGAUGCCGAUUCAAUCAUCAUUGGACGCAAGGUUGAAAAAAUGGGAGAAUGCUAUUUACCCGUCAUCUUUGAUGUUUCAUUUGGCGAAAGCGCAAAAGCUGUCAAAAUGCCUGAAAUUGUGGCAAAACCGUAUUCCACCUAUAUUGGAAGUCCAAUCUGCAUUGAAUCGGGCGAUGAAAGCGAUUACGCUGAGCAUGGCUCCGCGUCAAAGUUGGCACGCAUUCUUGACUCUGAUAGCGAGCUUGAUGAUUUGGAUGGCCCUUCUACAGAGCCUGAGGCUAGAAUGGGAGAUGAUUAUGAGGUCAUGAUUGAGAAUUUGGAUAGCUUUGAUUCAGAGAUGGGCAAUGACUAUAUUGAGUCAGUAGAUUUCGACGAGCAAUUUCAAGACGAUGACAGUCAAAUUUCAGGUCAAUCCUACGACCGUGAAAGCGAAGCACAAUCAGAGGAAGAAGAGGAAGAGCAAGAAGAUCCGUCUACCGAUUUGACGGACCAUUCUGAUCAAGGUGGGGCUGUAACAACGAUUAAGGAAGAAGAUCGUGAAAUCUUGACAAAAACACGAAAGUUAAUACAUAGAAUGAGUAGUUUCGUCGAUUCAGACGAUCAAUCUGGUGACAAGAUUUCAUCUUCAGCAAUCACAGGAUCGAAAGAUGUCGUUCCGUCUAGCUCAACAGAGGUAGACGAGCAGGAAGAAGACGCCACCAAGAAGAUCCUUGCUGAGAAGGAGGCAGAGAAUGAAGUAACAGAGCAAGAGCGAGAAGCUGAACAGGCAGAAGACAGUGACAAAGUCAACAAGCCUAUCUUGGCACGCGAAGUUGAGGAGGCAGAAGUCAUUGUUGAAGACGAAAAUGCAUCAACAUCAUUGGCAAGCGUGAAAGGACCGCAAAAGCUUACUGAAGAGAAGCUGAGAGAAAUGGUCAAGAGCGCAACGGAGCCAGAGAAGGUCGCUGCGGUUGUAGAAGAUGAUGCUACGGUGAGCCUGACCUCUGUUCAAGUAACGACUACCACGGCAACCAAAAGAAAAGCCGAAGAAGCGGAACUCGAUGCACCUCAGGGCAAACAACCUAGUGAUGCUCCAAGUCCAACUCCCAAACGUCGAAUUGUUGGCUUCCGUACUGGAUUAGCGGCCGGUUUCGUUGCUGGUGUGGUUGGCACGAUCAUCGGUUUGAGCUCAAUUCCCUUAAGUGAAGGGCUUUGAAAAGCAGCACAGUCGAAAGAUGUUUUAAAUUGUUACCGUUUUGUAUUUUUUUUUCUCACUUUUUACGACCUUCAUGUCCAUACUUUGUAUAAAAUUCACAACUCAUCACUCCUUUUCCAAACACAAUUUUUUGUAGCUUCAUAAUCUCACGAUAGUCCAUGCUUCUAGCACUGUCCACAUUCCAAUCUUUCCUUUUCUAAAUCAAUGCUUCAUCAUAACACAAAAGAAGAAUUGGGAUGAAUGACACAAUACAUAGCAUCUAUUACAGCUGAUUAAUUUACAUGGCAUCUACGAGAGCCUUUAAUUCGU